Molecule: messenger RNA, 8470 nt
Organism: Polypterus senegalus (gray bichir)
Lineage: Eukaryota; Metazoa; Chordata; Cladistia; Polypteriformes; Polypteridae
Exons: 10
Coding region: 145-7086 (2313 amino acids)
Biological process (GO): negative regulation of transcription by RNA polymerase II
Molecular function (GO): DNA-binding transcription repressor activity, RNA polymerase II-specific
Source: RefSeq, a predicted model, not a curated record
AACGGAAACCGACGGUUCUUUUCUCUGGCGGAUCUGACGUUGAAAAACAGGUCGGAUAUGCGCACGGCAGUUCAGCUAGUGACUGUUUUCUGAAAGUCACAAUUCCAAAUACAUACAGUAACAGAAAAGGAUUAGCGAUUUAACAUGGAUCAGGACGAUUCCCACAGUUCACGGAGACAGCAACUUGUUGCCAGCGUUAAGAGGAUAGCGAAAUCAACUUCUCAAGAUGUCCAGCGUCAGAUUGCACAGCUGCAGAGGGGAGAGGUACCUGCUUACCUGCUUAAAAGUAAUUCACUAGAUUGGAAAGUCCUGAAGAACGAAGACAGGUUUGAGUACUGCGUGACUGUAAUAACAGAGAAGGCGAUUACGGCAGCGGCGGAGCUUAUUAUGCAUGAAUAUGAAGGGCUUGUAGAAAAAGUAUUUGCAACUUUCAAUUGUAAAAUAUUCGAGGAGAAGCAUGAAACUGACCACUUGAACCUUCAGCAAGAAAAAACCAGAAGCGACUUGCGGCCAGUGUGGGAAUCCGUGUGUUGUAAAGAGGAGAUUCUUCGCAAAGAAAGCAGCGGCGAUCAAGCCGGAGAUUACCGCGGUGAAGAACACCUUGGUGUUGGGAAUCGGGAGCCAGAAAUGGCUUACGACAUAGCGAAUGAAACAUAUGACUGUAAACGGGAGCCUGAAGUACAUGACAGCAUUGGGACACACAGAAAUCGUCCUUUGACCAGAUCAGCUUGUGUUAUUUCACUUGUACCUAAAAUUCGGAAAGAAAUCCGUCCAGGUUUAACAAGUCGGCUGGCUGGAUAUCAAGGACCUACCGAAGCCUCUUUGCAGCUUGAAGUGGGCCUUAGCCACAUGGGCAGUGCAAACAUCUCCUCUUUGGAAAAUGAAGAAGGAUCUCCCAAAUAUGUUUCGAAUAACAUGGAGCAACCCGAUACGUUUUCAGACUGUAAUUCAGAGCGAGGAUCAAUGAACACCGAGGCAAAAGAGUCAAUUGGGGUGAAAGAAGAGGCCUCCGAAGUCGAUUUAGAUUCUGAUACUAAGGGGAAAGUUUUUGUUGCAAACUGUGUAGAUGAAAACAUCUUCAGCAUGAGUGCAACACAACAUAGCAGCUCUCUGCCCACUGCUGAAGAACACCAUUUAUGUAACGGUGGGCAUGAGGAAAUGGAGAGAACAGGAAAGAAGCGUAUAAAGACCGAGUGUUUAAAAGAGUUGCAGCAAGCCCAUGCUUUAGAUGAGAUGCACGUCAAUGAGAAAAGCACAGAGACCCCCACAAAGUUAGAUGAUGCCCAAAACAGAAACCAGAAAGCGGGAAACAGCAAAGCUGGUACUGCUUUGGGAAAGCCCUUUAUUCAAAUGAUAAACCUAAAAUUAAUGCAAACUGAAAACAACCCAUGCCAAAGCACAGAAUUUGGGAAGAUUGGCUACAUUAAGGUAUGUGAAGAUGUUCACCCAGGAGAAAAAGUGCACCAAUAUCCUAUAAGCAAGCAACCUUUCAUCCCACCUGCAACCCUUAAUGAACGUCAAAAAAACCACCCAGCAAAAAAGCCACACCAGUGCAGUGAAUGUGGCAAGGCUUUCCAACAGGCGGCACACCUUAAAAUACAUAACAGCAUUCACACCGGAGAAAAACCGUUUCAGUGUAAUGAAUGUGGAAAAACUUUCAGCCUGGCUUUGUACCUUAAAAGACAUAAAAGAGUUCAUAUGGGGAAGAGUUUUCACCCAUGUACUGAAUGUGGAAAGAGUUUUUGCUAUGCCGAAAAGCUCAUAAGACACAAGAAACUUCACUCGGGUGAAAAGCCCUACCAGUGUACUGAAUGCGGGAAGGCGUUCAGCCAGGCUUGGAACCUGAAAUCACAUAAGAUGAUUCACACCGGAGAAAAACUGUACAAGUGCACUCAGUGCGAAAAGGCUUUUUACCAUAAUACAGAACUCAGACGACAUCAAAGAUCUCACACAGGAGAAAAGCCAUUCCAGUGUAAUGAAUGUGGAAAGGCCUUCGGCAGGUUCUCUUCUUUAAAGGCACACAGGAGGAUCCACACCGGAGAAAAACCGUACAAGUGUGCCGAAUGUGGAAAAACGUUUACCUGGUUUAUGUCUUUUAAAAAACAUAAGGAUAUUCACACAGAAGAAAAGCUGUACCAGUGCAGUGAAUGUGGAGUAACUUUCACUUAUUCUGUAUCCUUAAUGAAACAUAAGAGAAUUCAUACUGGGAAGAAGGCACAUGUUCUGGUUAUUACCACACAGCAGCCCAACUACUGCUCACUACUGGGCUGGGGAACUGACAUUCUGGAAGUUAAACCUCCCAGCAGUUACGGAGUCUCCAGGUGUAUCACCAAGUCAGAUUCCUAUCAUAUUUUUACUGAUCAUCUUGCGUCCAGCACUGAGAAAACAGCGAGCAUGCCCUUCCAGACUGAUUUGUACAAUAACGAUGAACAAAUCAAAGGAGACCAAGAACGUCUGAAGACGGGAGACGCUUCUGAUUCUCAUGUGUCAAAAGUAAAGGCAGCGGAAACUAAAACUAACGAGGAGGUUGUGAUUUCUGAAUUGGUUGGCUUAGUAAGGCGAGAAACUUCAGAUGUCACGUUUAAAGCCUCUGAAGGCAAGACGGCAAACGGAGGCUUGGCUGAGCCGUUACCGUCAUGGGUGGUGUGUAAGGAUGAGACCCUCACACGACCUCGUGUGGCUAGCGGUGAGCUGCUGAGGCGACAGGCUGAUGACGGGCGUGAUGCGCAGGACUGGGCGCCUGUCACAUCGCUUGGCACCAUCGGUCAAGCAAGUGCGUGUAAACAGGAGCCAAGUGUGUCCCAGUCCACGGCAAUAAGCACUGAUUUGAAUCGGGAGAGUCCAGUUACUGUCAGCUUUGCAUCACUCCAAAGUCAUCAGAAGGGAAAAAUGGACACAAACUGCCGACGAAAUGGAGACCAAGGACUUCCUGAAGCCCCUUCUCAUAUUUCACAGAGAAUCGACCAUUUUUGUAAGAACAGUCCGACCGUACAGAAAACCGUCAUCACUGGCUCUUUAGAAGCUGAAGGAAAACCCCAUCAGCUGAUUUCUUGUUUCAUUAAGAAAGAAGGUAACCAUAUAGACGUUUCUAGUAUUUCAGAAGAAAGGAUAAAGCAGAGGUCCCUUGACCUCAUGGAGGAAGAAUUAACUAACAUCAAAGAGGAGGUUUUAGAGGUGGAGAUUUCUUCCAGUAUAAAGAAAGAGAUGACCACGGUAAAUGAAGUUAAAGAAACCUGUCCAGCAACUGUGGACAGCAUUCGUUCCUCCCCUUCGCAAGCCUGUGAACCAGAAGGACCUUCUCAAGCCUCUUGCCAUGUUGUAGAGGGAAUAGCUCACUUUGGACAGGGCCUCUUGGAGCUGGGCAGUUUGGCUGGGCAAAGAGAUGCAGAAGCUGGAUGUUUGGAAACUGAAGAGGGAGUUUCUGGUAACAUUAAGCAAGAAGAGGAUACUCAAGUGGACUUUAGUGGUGUUUCAGUUGACGGUAUGGAGCAGGGAUACAUUAACAGUAUUAAGGAAGAGUUUGUUGGUUGUAAAGAGGAGGUCUCCGAGUUGGGGUUUUCUUCCAGUAUUAAGGGCCAGAUCCUUGCCGUGGAAUGUGAUGGUGGUCUGUAUAAAGUUAAGGAAGCUACAUUAGAGUCUGUGCAAGUUAGAUCAUCUUUACUUCAGCAAGACUGUGGGCCUGGAAGUGAGUAUAUGAAGAGUUUAGGAGAGAACCUGACAUGUGAUGAAAAUAUUGAGAGCAGAUCUGAGUUGCAUUGCUGUGAUGAAUGCUGUAUGACCUUCAUGAAACCUCGUCACCUUAAAAUACACAAGAGAAUUCAUGCAGGGACCAAACCUUAUGAAUGUAGAGAGUGUGGAAAGAUCUUUGGCUGUUCCAAAAACCUUAAGCAGCAUCAGAGAAUUCACAUGGAAGACAAACCUUACCAAUGUUCUGAAUGUGGACUGACGUUUAGGUUUAACGGACAGUUUAAAUAUCACCAGAGAACCCACACCGAAAAAAAAAACUACCAAUGCACCGAAUGCUCCAAGUCUUUCAGUCGGUCUGCUCACCUUAAGCAACACCAGAGGAUUCACACAGGAGAAAAACCCUUCCAGUGUAAUGAAUGUGGGAGAACAUUCAGCUGUAAUAGAAACCUGAAGCACCACCAGAGAAUUCACACGGGCGAAAAACCAUACCAGUGCACAGAGUGUGGAAAGACUUUCAGCCGUGCUGCGAACCUUAAAGAGCACCAGAGGAUUCACACUGGAGACAAACCCUACCGAUGUACAGAAUGCGGGCUCACUUUCCGCUUUAGCGGACAGUUUAAAUUUCACAUGAGAAUUCACACAGGCGAAAAAUCUUACCAGUGCAAGGAAUGCGGGAAAUCCUUCACCUGCUCUCGGAUGCUGAAACAGCACAAGAUGAUUCACAAAGGAGAACGAGUGUACCGCUGCUCGGAGUGCGGAAAGAAUUUCACUUGUUUUACAAACCUUAACCAGCACUUGAGAAUUCACACCGGGGAGCGACCGUUCCCGUGUCCAGAAUGUGGAAAGACUUUCAGUCGAGCAGAGAACCUAAAACAGCAUCUGAGAAUUCACACUGGUGACAAACCAUACAGAUGUGCUGAAUGUGGGGACACUUUCAGGUUUAGUGGACAGUUUAAACGCCACCAGAAAAUUCACACGGGAGAAAAAGCAGCAAGCCUUCUGCCUUCAGUGGAUGUGUUGAACUCAAAUAAUAAUAGUAAUGGUCUGUGGAGAAAUAUAACUGAUUUAAUUCCGGGCUUUGGCUUGACAAUUCAAGAACAGAAACUUGUCCCAAAUCCACUGCAGUGCUGUCUUGGCUAUAUGGAUCCGGACAUUGUCGUGCUGAAAGGACUUUCCUUAGCUUCUAUCCAUAUUUCAGAGGAAACAUCUCACUUUUACCAAGGCAGUGUGGCUGUGCAGAGAGCUGCAAAUGCUGUCUUUUGGAAAAUAGAAGAGGAAAUUCCUGGGCAGAUGUCUAGUGCCAUUAAACCAAAUGGAUUUCCUAGAGUUCCAAAUAGCAAUUUUGAGCAGGAAUCCAUCAGUACUGAGGUAGAUGAGCUUAAGUCAAUCAGCAAUGAUGAUGGGAUCACUGUUGAAUGUUCUUCCUCCAUUAAAGAAGAGAUUCCUGCUGUGGAGUGUGCAGCUGAAAAUAAAUUAGCCAUGUACACAUCUAAAGAAAGCCAGCUACAGUGUGGCCAGAACAGUCUGUCCUCAGCUCAACAGGCAUGUGGAUGCACAGAAACUUGUGAAACCGCCUGCCAUUUUGAAGAGGGAAUGGCUCACCACUGUUUGGAUUCCUUGGAGCCAGACAGUGUAAUUGUACAAAGAAUCAUCAAUAGUGGUGAUUUGACAGACGAAAAUGAAGUUCCUGAAGUCAUUUCUAUACAUGUUAAAGAAGAAGAUAAUCAAGUGGACAUUAAUUGGGUUCCCAACAAUGUUGUGAGUCAGGGAUCCAUCAGAACUAAUAAGGAAGAAUUGAUUGCAGUCAAAGAUGAACUGUUGGAGGUAGAAGUUUCUUCCAUUACCAAGCAAGACAUGCUGGCUGUAGAGUGCUCAUGUGAUGAUGAAUCCACUGAGUAUAAAGUGAAGGACUCUGAUCUGAAGAACGAGGAUAGUCUAUCUUCAGCUCAGCAGGAGUGUUUGACUGAUCAUAAGCAAGUCCAUAUCGUGAGUUUAGGGAGGAAUUUCAUGGAGAAAGGAAGAACUGAAAACCUUCAACUGGUACAUACUAGGGUGGUGCAACCAAAUUAUGGAGAAAAAUCCAAAUUACAAGAUCUAAAAAUCAAGAUUGUUCAUACAGGCAGUAAACCGUACCAGUGCACUGAAUGCAAAAAAAACUUUACUUGUUCUAGAAGUCUUAAACACCACCAGAGAAUUCACACGGGAGAAAAACCAUACCAGUGCUCUGAAUGUGGUCUGGCCUUUAGGUUCAGUGCCCAGUUUAAAUACCACCAGAGAAUUCAUAUCGAAACAAAAACAUACCAGUGUGCUGAAUGUGGAAAGACAUUCAGCUGGGCUGCACAUCUUAAACAACACCAGAAAAUUCACACGGGAGAGAAACCGUACGAAUGUCGCGAAUGUAGUAAAUCAUUCAGCUGCUCUAGAAACCUUAAACACCACCAAAGAAUCCACACGGGAGAAAAACCAUUCCAGUGUCCUGAAUGUGGGAAGAUGUUUAGUCGAGCUGAAACCCUCAAACAGCAUCAGAGGAUCCACACAGGAGAUAAACCGUACCAGUGUACUGAAUGCGGAUUGACUUUUCGGUUUAGUGCACAAUUUAAAUAUCACCAGAGAAUUCACUCUGAAGCAAAAAUAUACCAGUGUGUCGAAUGCACCAAGUGUUUCAGCUGGGCUGCACACCUCAAGCAACAUCAGAAGAUUCACCUCGGAGACAAACCAUACCAGUGCAAUGAGUGUGGCAAAAUGUUCAGUUGUUCGAGAAACCUUACACAUCAUCAGAGGAUCCACACAGGAGAAAAACCAUACCAUUGUCCCGAAUGUGGAAAGACUUUCAGUCGGGCCGAGACCCUCAAACAACAUCAGAGAAUUCACACAGGAGACAAGCCGUACCAAUGCCCUGAAUGUGGAUUAACCUUUCGGUUUAGCGGACAAUUUAAUUUCCACGUGAAAGUUCACACGGAAAAACGAACUUACGAAUGUCCUGAAUGUGCAAAAUCUUUCAGCCGAGCUGCAAACCUAAAACAGCAUCAGAGAAUCCACACGGGAGAAAAGCCUUAUCGGUGCAGCGAGUGCGGAAAUGCUUUCAGUCGGGCCGGAACUCUGAAACACCACCUGAGGAUUCACACUGGAGACAAACCGUACCACUGCUCCGAAUGCGGGAAGGCUUUUAGUCAGGCCGAAACCCUUAAGCAACACCAGAGAAUCCACACGGGGGAUAAGCCAUACAAGUGUGAUGAAUGUGGAAGGACUUUCAGAUUUAACGGACAAUUUAAGCGCCAUCUGAGAAUUCACACCGGAGAAAGACCCCACAGAUGUGUAGAAUGUGGAAAGACCUUCAGCUGGGCUACAUACCUCAAACUUCAUCAGAAAAUUCACACAACAUCCAAAAGUAAGAACUAAUCUGAAGAAAACCCAGAAGAAAGCAAAUCACAAAUUGAAAAACUCAAAAACUCAUCAGAGGAACAGGAACUUGGAUUUUAUAAAAAAGAACAGAAGAAGACGACGAACAUCUUUGAGUGCUCAGAAAAGGUGGUCGUGAUGUAAAAGCAUCACCAGAUAAUCAACAAGAAAAAUAUUGGGGUGAAGGCUAAAUGAAAAUCCAAAACCAAAUUCAUGCUUCAAUAAUGUUCCAUCAACCUUCAUAUCUCUCACUUUCUGUCAUGGGUGAAGAUCUAGAUAAUGGCUCUGAAUGUCAUGUCAAGUCAUUUUUAACAUGCUUAGUCCAGCAUAGGAUUAUGGGGGAGGCAGCUAUCAUAGAGCACAAGGUAGGAAUUAACCCUGGACAGGGUGCCAGUCCAUCGCAGAGUGAACGCACACACAUACACACACCCCGGGCCAAUUUAGUUUAGCCACUUCACCUAACCUGCAUGUCUUUGUUACAGUAGGCAGAAAUCACAAAAGAGGGGAACAUAAAAGCUCCACACAGUGAGGACCUGAGAUGUGAACCCUGAUCUCCUUGCUGCAUUGCAACAUCUCUACCACCUGGCCACCUCUGACUCAGUUCUGGUGGACUGCAAUGGCUGCAGGUUUUUGUUCAAACCCAUUUUCUUAAUGAGAAUUAUUGCUAAUUGCUGACUUACUGCUCAAGUGACAUUUUGAUGCUUCAUUUUGGUGGUCUCGCAUGUUAAAGUUCCCCACCCUCAAUUGCUUAUUUCAGUCUUAAACAGCUGCAUUCAAAGUUUUAAUGGCUCCUUAUUAGCAGUAAGAUGCAAAUGACACAGGAGUUAACAGUUCUGCAUCUACAGGGAGAUUCACUCGAAAGAGGCCCCGAAUAUUCUGUUGUAACUUCCACUUAGAUAAAGCAAUCUGAACCAAAAAAAAAAAUACGCUCUAUACCUUGACGUAAGUUUAAUCGAUUAAAUUACAUGCGAUGCUGGAAGUGGUUUCCGUUUUCUGACAGAUGCACUUUCGAUGUGGCGCUCCAUGUUCCUGAAUGUAUCAGCAAGUGUCUCGGUGGGGAAUAGCAGCAAUUUCACAUUGGAUGUUUUCCUUCAAAUCUUCCACAGUGCAAGGCUUGUUCCGAUAGACUUUUCCAUUGAACAGACCCCAAAGGAAGAGGUCUGGUGGUUUCAGACCCAACUGUGGUGGCCAAAGCUCCUUUGAAAUUACCCUGUUGCCGAAGAAGGACUCAAUUUCUGGAAUGCUCCUUGCCAAUGCGUGACAUGUUUCUCCAUCUUGCUAGAAGUUAUCUUCCGUUAACUCCCGAUUAUCCAGUUGAUUCUGACAUCACUUAAACAAAUUGGUGACCCAACAGGUUCACACCAUGAAGACGAGCUACUCAAUA